Molecule: messenger RNA, 1583 nt
Organism: Scheffersomyces amazonensis
Lineage: Eukaryota; Fungi; Ascomycota; Pichiomycetes; Serinales; Debaryomycetaceae
Gene: PSA2
Product: Psa2p
Exons: 1
Coding region: 130-1578 (482 amino acids)
Biological process (GO): biosynthetic process
Cellular component (GO): cytoplasm
Source: RefSeq, a predicted model, not a curated record
CUUUAUUCUAUUUUAUGAACACAUAUUAAGAUUUAAUUUAUUACCAAUAUUGGAAUUGAAUACUAUAUAUCUAUAUAUUUUACAUAACAGUCUCUAAUAUUAUCAAAUCAUAUAAGCUAAUAAUUAACAAUGACUAUCAAAGCUGUAAUUUUAGUAGGGGGUGAAAAGACGGGAACAAGAUUUAGACCUUUGUCUAUGGAACAACCCAAGGUAUUAUUUCCAAUUGUUGGUAAACCAUUUAUUUCUCAUAUAAUUGAGAACUUUAUUAGUCAAUUAGAUGGAAUUGAACCUUUAGAAAUCUUACUUAUUGGAUUUCAUAAGGAUGUUUCACUGUUGCAACAAUACAUUAAGGAAAUUUCAGGUAAACAUCCAUGGGUGAAAAUAGUAUAUAAAGCUGAACCAGGUACUUUGGGUACUGGUGGUGGAUUAUACUAUUUCAGAGAUGAAAUCUUGGAUUCAAAUAAUGAUAAGUUGUUUUAUAUUAAUGGUGAUGUUAUAUGUGAUUAUCCCUUUAAACAAUUACUUGAUUUUUAUAAUAGCCAUAAUCAGAGCUCAGUAAUUUAUGGUGUUGAUCCAACACAGUUAUUAAAUAAUAAUUUGAUUGGAUUAACUAGUUUGGAACCUGAAGCAAGACAGAAAAUAUUCAACAAAUUUGGUAUAAUUGUUUCCGAUAAGAAGACAAAUGAGGUCAUUCAUUAUGUUGAAAAACCAACUACUCAAUUUACUUUGGAUACAACACAUAAUGUUUUAAUUAAUGGAGGUAUAUAUAUCUUUAAUAAAGAUAUAUUUAAGUAUUUAGAAAGAGCUCAAUUGGGUAAAAGAAGAGCUUCAAAGAUAUUUUUGUAUGACGAUUUAGAAUCUGAUUCAGUUGAUCCAAAUUCUCUUAGUUUAGAAUUGGAUGUAUUGAAGAUUUUACCUCAAAGUUCUGAACUGAAGUUUUACAGUUUUAACUCUACUAGUUUCUGGUAUCUAUUAAAGACUCCUAUGUCAGCAUUAUUAGCUAACAGAUAUUUCUUGGAACAAACAGUUGAUAAGGAAUCAUUAAAAGGAGUUGAAAGUAUCAUACCACCAGUUCAAGUACUGGAUUCAAGUUUAGGAUUAAGAGGUGGCUAUAAAAUUGGUCCUUAUGUAUCUUUUGGAAAGAAUGUCAGUAUAGGUAAUGGAGUCAGAAUAAAGAAUUCAAUUAUUUCUGAUAAUGUUACUAUUGGAGAUAAUUCUUAUAUUGUUAAUUCUAUUAUUUCUGAAGGAGUUAAAAUUGGUAAAUGGUGUAGAAUUGAGGGAGAAGCCAGUAAACAAUCUGUUCUUAAUGAUAUUGAUACUAAGACUAAUAGUAAUUUGAAAUUGGAAAAUAAUAUUGUUAUUUUAUCAAAGGGAGUUUCGUUAGUAAUCAAGUUUUCAUUAAGAGUUCUGUUGUUUUACCUCAUAAAGAGAUUAAAUCUGAUAUUAAGUACGAAGUUAUUAUGUAAAAUAUUAAAAAUUAUGAUUGCUUUUACAACUGUUGUUUUGUCUUCUUUAUAUAUGCAUACAAUAAACGAAUAUAUAUAUAUAUAUAUAAAUAAUUAUACGUUAGGGAAGUAAUUUAU